This is a messenger RNA of Brassica oleracea var. oleracea, 672 nucleotides long. RefSeq lists its product as uncharacterized. The record is from RefSeq and is a predicted model, not a curated record. The transcript has a single exon. Lineage: Eukaryota; Viridiplantae; Streptophyta; Magnoliopsida; Brassicales; Brassicaceae. Bases 1 to 672 code for a protein of 223 amino acids.
AUGAAGAAUGGUGACAACACUCGCAAGAGGUUGAAGAUAACGGUGCCCAACUUUGACAACUCGGAGUUGAUCAAAACCUUUUCCAAGACGUUGAUUGGUCGGUGCAUGAAUCCGCCGGAGCAAGACAUGAAGGCAUUGAUCACAAAUCUGCCGAAAAUCUGGGGCUUGGAGAAACGGGUUACUGGAAUGGACCUGGGACUUGGAAAGUUUAAAUUCGUUUUUGAAACUGAGGAGGAGAUCGAGGGGGUCUUGAAGCUUCAGCCGUAUCACUUCGACUAUUGGAUGCUCUCAUUGGCUCUAUGGCAAUCAAAGAAAUCUCCUCAAUUCCCUUCGGAGAUCACCUUUUGGGUUCGAGUGUUAGGUGUCCCCGCGGAGUUCAGGACGACUCCUACACAUGAAAGUAUUGGAGAUGCUAUUGGAAGAACGGUGAUGGUGGAUGUGGAACACGCGAGGGUCCAAGUGGUGGUGGACGCUUUCAAGGAGCUCUGUUUCGAAACCACUAUAGACUUCAAGGGAGGAGAGUUCUACGCGAGUGAGGAAGCUCUGGUGUCUCUACGGUACAAAAAUCUUUUCGGCUAUUGUGACUUUUGCUCCAGCCCUUAUGAUCACAAAUGGGUGAAGACAGCGGAGAGAGGUCAUAAGAGAACCGCUUCAUACAAUAGUGAACAAUAG